This is a messenger RNA of Morone saxatilis (striped sea-bass), 3627 nucleotides long. RefSeq names its product cartilage associated protein (gene crtap). The record is from RefSeq and is a predicted model, not a curated record. The transcript has 7 exons. Gene Ontology annotation, cellular component: endoplasmic reticulum. The coding region runs from base 94 to 1314 and encodes 406 amino acids. Gene Ontology annotation, biological process: peptidyl-proline hydroxylation to 3-hydroxy-L-proline; collagen fibril organization. NCBI's taxonomy places the organism in Eukaryota, Metazoa, Chordata, Actinopteri, Moronidae. Gene Ontology annotation, molecular function: protein binding; collagen binding.
UGGAACUUGAGGCGGUCCUAGAGACCCACGCACACCGUCAGACAAGUCCGGGAUCAUCCCAGCCAGCCCCUCCACCAUUUACCAAACUUAAAAAUGGAACCCUCCACUUCUUCCCAACUCCUCUCCGCGCUAUUAAUCGCACUUUCCGCCUCAGUCGUGAACUCCCAGUAUGAAAAAUACAGCUUCAGGAGCUUCCCCAGGAAUGAGCUGAUGCCUCUGGAGUCCGCUUACAAAUACGCGCUGGACCAGUACACCGGGGAGAAGUGGAAGGAGACGGUGGAGUACAUGGAGGUGUCCCUGCGGCUGUACCGGCUGCUGCGGGACAGCGAGGCCUUCUGCAACCUCAACUGCAGCUCCGUGCGGCUGGACGACGAGCAGAAGUUUGCGGAGUUUCCAGAACUGCGGGCGUUUGGCAAUGUGAUGAAGAGGGCGCAGUGCCUCAAGCGCUGCAAGCAGGGGCUGCCCGCAUUCAGGCAGACCAUGCCCAGCAGGGACACCAUAGAUGAGUUUGAGAGGAGAGAGCCGUACAAAUACCUGCAGUUCGCCUACUUCAAAUCUGAAAACCUGGCCAAGGCGGUGUCUGCUGCCCACACCUUCCUGCUGAAGCACCCAGAUGAUGAGAUGAUGCAGAGGAACAUGGCCUACUACAAGACUCUGCCUGGAGCCGAAGACCACCUCAAAGACCUGGAGACCAAAUCCUAUGAGACAUUGUUUGUGCGUGCAGUGCGGGCAUAUAAUGGAGAAAAUUUCCGUACCUCGGUGUCAGACAUGGAGCUGGCUCUGCGGGACUUCUUCAAGGUCUACGAUGAGUGUCUGGCUGCGUCUGAGGGCCCCAGGGACAUCAAAGACUUUAAAGACUUCUACCCUUCCAUAGCCGAUCACUACAUAGAGGUCCUUGACAGGAAAGUGACGUGUGAAAGUGACCUGACACCUGUCGUAGGAGGUUUUGUGGUUGAGAAGUUUGUGGCCACCAUGUACCACUACCUGCAAUUCGCCUAUUACAAAUUGAAGGACCUGAAGAACGCGGUACCUUGUGCAGCCAGCUACAUGCUCUUUGACCCCAGCGAUGAGGUUAUGAAGAAUAAUGUGGCCUAUUACCAGUACCACAAAAGCCAAUGGGGACUGACAGAGGAGGACUUCCUCCCCAGAUCAGAGGCAUUGCGGUACUACAAUCAGACUACCAUGCAGCUACAGAUGUUGGAGUUCUCAAAACAGCGCCUGGUGAGCGACGAUGAGGGGGAGGUGGUGGAGUUUAUAGACGAGUUCCUGGACGAGGAUAAUUUCCCCACGUUGGAAAGUCCACCGAAACACUGAAAAACAAACGCAAACAACAAAACAACACCAACACUCCCCAGUUUGUAUUUACUGUGUUUUGUACGAGGCUCUGUUUGCUCACUGUUUUUACCUGUAGAUCCACAUUCUGAGUAUUUAAAAUUUCCUCUUUUGUGCACUAAAUAUCCAGAUGAGCGGCUCACGGAUUUAAAGACAAUGAUGAUAAUAGAGAUAGAAAUAUUUUUACUUGCUGUUAUAUGGAUUCAUUCCUCCACUGUGAAUCAUGUAUGUUGUCUUUCAGAAAGGGUACUUUUUACAAUGAAUUGCUAAUAAAACUUGCCAAACAUCAGGUCUUUCAAGUAAUCCUCGCUGUGUACAGUGUAAUAUACAGUUAAUGGUUUUGGGGAUGUGGCCAGUUCACGUUCCCCCUUUAGUCUACGGUUGUAGCUACAUCUGCUGGUUAUGGCAGCAGCAUGGUUUUCAACAAUUAAUUGUUUGGCAUGCAUUUGGAAAGCAUUUUAUGAAAGUAAAUAGUGAAAUAUAAUUGUUACAAUUUCCUAAAGCUAAAUGACAUGUCUUCAGAUGGCUUGGUCUGUCCAACAAACCAUCUAGAACCCAAAAAUCAAUCUACUAUCAAUUUACUGUCACACAAGACAAAGACAAGCAGCAAAUCAUCAUAACCAAGAAGCUGAAACUAGAGAUUAUUUGUAUUUUGCUUUGAAAAUCACUUAAAUUAUUAAUUAAUCAACUAAUACUUAUUUCAGUCUGUUGCUUUUUUGACUGGAGCCCCAAUAGAGUGAAGAGUGGAUGGAGAACUGACAGCAGGAUGCUUGCGAGGGUCCUUUAGACGAAGCUCAGGGCUGUGCUGAGCAGUGAGACAUCCAGAGAAAACACUGAGUUGUUUAAUAAUGUUUGAACAUUGAGUCUCUGUGCAGUUUGUCACACAGUGAUGUUAAAAACCCACUAGGGAACAUUCUCUCUGUAUUACAGCGUCUCUCUCUCUGUGUUCUCAUUCCUCUCCUGCCUGUAUUUACCUGUCUCUCUUAUUACUUCUCUUUCUCCCUUGCCAGUGCUUUAUCUUCAAUCUGCCCUCUUUUGUUCUUUUUAAACAUUUUCGGAUACAUAUCACAAAGAAAUAAUGGUAUAAGCGGCUCGGUUAGAAGUUAAGAUGAAAGGCUUAUUGUCAGGAGUCAAGGUCAUAGGUCAUUCACUGAGAAUGUGUCUGUUUUACCUUGACAAAAUAAAGAGUAAAAACCAGGUUCAGGAGUUUAUUGUGAUGUAGAGAACACACAUACAGUACACAUUUCAUCCUGACAUCACACACAUCAGGCUGUUUGAGAUGAAGAAGAAAGAGGCAUGGAAAUAUAUUAGCAUCAUGUGAAUUAGAGUCAGCAAUUUCAAAAACUUUUCAUUUGUUUUCUUUUGACAUAAUUUUGCUCAUAACCCAAGUGAUCUCUGAUGAUUACGAUCAGUCUUCAGGCAUGGAUCAUGUGGGAAAGCUGGUGUGUAUGAGAGGUUGUUGCUUCAAUCUACAAUAUGGUCUUUAUUUAUGCUAUCAGGAGUACAGUACUUGUGUUUGAACAGCAGUGUCUAAUAGUAGGUGAAGUAAAAGGCAGUAGUGUAUACUCUGAGUAAAGUGGAUGAGCUGACUCUGUGUAAGACAUGAAGAGGUGAUAUCUACUGUUAACUGUGCUUGACCGUCUUGGUUAAGAAACACACAUUUAACGUUUGAGUUAAAUUGAAUUCCCACACACCGGUAAAGUUACAGUACUGUAUGUACAGCAAGUUAUAACAGUUACAGAUUAUAUUUACAGAAAUGUAUAGACAAAAGGUACUUUAUUCCCCAUGCCGUCUCCACAUUGGGACAUUUGUGUCAACUCAGCUUCAGUCACCACAAUAUAGAAAUUAAGAAGAUUGGUGAAAUAUUUGUAGCAAUUUGAAAUAAAGCAAUAAAAACACUUUUUAUAGAACACUGGAUGUUAAGUCGGAGAAAUAUGAGGAAUAAUGAAAUCAUCGUUCAUGACUGCUGACACCAUAAAGUGUCUAAUCUUCAAGCAACCAACCACUUUUGACAUUAAUUACAAGUAAAGCACUUUCUAUUAAGUUAUUGCCAUUUAAUUAAUCUUAGUCUCUAUACAUCACCAGAAUUACAAACUCUAAUAUCUAAGUUCAAACCCUCUUAUGGCUAUUUACAGUUGCACUUUUUUAUGAGCUUUUUUUUUUUUUUUUUAACACGACCUUGCUCUCAAGUAUUUGGCACAGUACAGAAAAAAGUGUAAUUGUCAUGGACUCAUACAGAGCUAUAGUACACUGUAAAAUCUGUAAUGUUUUUUAUAAACAUCAUGAAUUUUCAAU